Messenger RNA from Rosa chinensis, 2365 nucleotides. Its product is annotated as callose synthase 2. Gene Ontology annotation, cellular component: plasma membrane. The coding region runs from base 359 to 1846 and encodes 495 amino acids. The record is from RefSeq and is a predicted model, not a curated record. Gene Ontology annotation, molecular function: glucosyltransferase activity. Lineage: Eukaryota; Viridiplantae; Streptophyta; Magnoliopsida; Rosales; Rosaceae. The transcript is spliced from 14 exons.
GUAUUUUUAAGUUCCUUCUGUUGUUUCUUUCAUUUUGGUCAAGUUGAGUCUAUCACAUGAUAUGACGAUAAUCUAAAGCAAUUGCCAUGGGCAUGAAACUGAGAGAUCGAAAACAACGUAACCCAGAAAAGGACGGACGGUGGAUCGUAGGCUUGACUAUAGUUGCUUGAUAGUCGUCGAUGUUUCUGAGCAAAUGAAGGGAAAGGAAAGCAGGGGACGCGGCUUCGUUGGGUUGGCCAAUUGAAACCCCUCUUAUCCCUUUUAUAUUAUAUGUGAUUGUGUCAUCGGCUACCACAGCCAGGGCAGACCAGCAAUCAAUUUCAAUUGCUAUGGUUUAGGGCAUAGAUAAAUUCCAGACAUGGCAUAUAGAAGGGGCUUCGACCAGCAGCAACCGCAGAGGCGGAUUCUGCGGACUCAGACUGCCGGAAGUUUUGGAGAGCCUAUGUUGGAUAGUGAUGUUGUGCCUUCUUCUCUGGUUGAUAUUGCUCCUAUUCUCCGUGUUGCAAAUGAAGUCGAAUCUAGGAAUGCAAGAGUUGCCUAUCUCUGUCGCUUCUAUGCAUUUGAGAAAGCUCACAGACUAGAUCCCACAUCUAGUGGCCGUGGUGUUCGCCAGCUUAAAACCGCACUUCUUCAACGUCUAGAGAGGGAAAAUGAAACAACAUUGGCAGGACGAGCAAAGAGUGAUGCUCGUGAAAUGCAGAGUUUUUAUCGAGAUUACUACAAAAAAUACAUUCAAGCUUUGAACAGUACUGCUGAUAAACCUGAUCGUGCACAACUGACAAAGGCAUACAAAACUGCUGCUGUUUUGUUUGAGGUUUUGAAGGCUGUCAAUCAGACAGAGGCUGUUGAAGUCGCUGAGGAGAUUUUGGAAGCCCACACUAAGGUUGAAGAAAAACAACAGAUAUAUCCACCUUACAAUAUUCUUCCUCUUGAUCCUGAUAGUCGAAAUCAGGCAAUCAUGAGAUGUCCGGAGAUUCGUGCUACUGUUUCUGCACUCCGAAACACCAGAGGUUUACCCUGGUCGAAGGACUACGAAAAGAAAGAAGAUGAAGACAUUCUUGAUUGGCUUCAAGCUAUGUUUGGUUUUCAGAAGGAUAAUGUUGCUUGUCAAAGGGAGCGCUUGAUUCUUUUGAUCGCUAGUGUUCACAUAUGGCAAUUACCAAAAUCUGAUCAGCAGCCCAAGUUGGAUGAUCGUGCUUUAACAGUAGUGAUGAAGAAACUUUUCAAAAAUUACAAAAAAUGGUGCAAGUACUUGGGUCGCAAAAGCAGCCUUUGGUUGCCAACUAUUCAGCAGGAAGUACAGCAGCGGAAAUUACUAUACAUGGGUUUAUAUCUUCUUAUAUGGGGAGAGGCUGCCAACUUGAGAUUCAUGCCGGAAUGCCUUUGCUACAUUUAUCAUCAUAUGGCAUUUGAAUUAUAUGGAAUGCUAACUGGGAGUGUUAGUCCAAUUACGGGUGAGCACAUAAAGCCAGCCUAUGGUGGUGAAGAGGGGGCCUUUUCGGGGAAAGUAGUAACUCCAAUAUAUAAUACUAUACCAAAGGAGGCUGAAAGGAGCAAAAGAGGAAAAUCAAAGCAUUCUCAAUGGAGAAAUUAUGAUGACUUGAAUGAAUACUUUUGGUCAGUUGAUUGUUUUAAGCUAGGCUGGCCUAUGCGUGCUGAUGCUGAUUUCUUUUACCAGCCUAGUAAAGAGCUUGAAGUUGACAAAGAGAAGACUUCGACGGGGAGACCUCGACGGCAGGAGUGGAGAGUUCGAGGGCUGGGGAGGAGAUGGAAAAGACUUUUGAGGAACAAGCUAACACAGCCAGUUUUAUGGUGGUUGCAGUGGAGAAGGCAGCGGCAGGUGUGACGGGGAAGCGCCGGCUAGAGAGGAGGAGGAAGGGUCGAAGUCCAAGCGCAUGCGCCAUGCACUUUCACUCGCCCUUGGAAGGCUGCAAGGGGAGAAUUUAGGACUGAUCGACUUGGUCUCUAGAACGGCUUUUGAAAGACCUGUGCAUGUUGGGCAAGAAGAAGACUCCAUGCAAGCCUCGAGGUAGUUUGUAACAAAAUGAAGAAGAAUGGUGCUGGGACCUCUGACAUGGCAACAACCACUCAUGCUAACCCUUCUACCUCGAUCUAUUGGGAAGGGUAAAGGUAAAUUUAGCUGGUUCAGGUUAACAAGUCAGAUCUUAAUUAGACGUUGUGGCAGGCUAUUUGAGGGAAUUGGCAAGCAAUCGUACAACAUUUGUGUUCUUAGGCGAAAGCUUAGUUGUUCUUCAGAUCGUGUCUGUUCUUAAUUUGUUAGCAUUUUUUGUUGUAGUUAGGAGUGAAAUAAGUGAACAAGUAUUGUUAGAAUGAAUGUUAAUUGCUAGGGAUCUAUUCCCGGUUA